AUGUUCGGCGUGGGCACAGACCAGAUCCUCGAGUUCGAGAAAGAAGACCUGUACCGGGCACUGAGCGGCGGUGACGUGAAAGUCCAUGGCGUCGCAACAUGCGAGACGUUCCGGACGUACCCCGAUGCACCAGUCGCAGGCCUAAUUCUGUACAUCGAUGCGAGCCAGACUACCGAAGAGGAGUACUGGACGGCGGUAAAGAGAAUCAGCGCCUACAAUGGCGUGAGUCCUGCUUGGCGCAGCGGUGUCGCGCUCCUGGGCUUGCUCAAGGACUGGAAUCACGCCGGCAGACUGUGA
Messenger RNA from Anthostomella pinea, 297 nucleotides. The record is from the annotation of a GenBank genome assembly. NCBI's taxonomy places the organism in Eukaryota, Fungi, Ascomycota, Sordariomycetes, Xylariales, Xylariaceae.